Messenger RNA from Marchantia polymorpha subsp. ruderalis, 1565 nucleotides. Lineage: Eukaryota; Viridiplantae; Streptophyta; Marchantiopsida; Marchantiales; Marchantiaceae. The record is from the annotation of a GenBank genome assembly.
ACUCAAUCCUUCUCUCAGCUCUCAUACACUACUUCCUCUUCCCGAUCCGUCCCGAGCUUCUCUCGCGGCAUCCCAUCGGUCCAAGAGAAGUCUCAUCCGGCAUCAGGAUAGGCGUCGAGCGAGCUGCGAGCUCCAGUCACUUGGAUUCAGAGUCUGGUUGGUGGGACGGCAGGAGCUCUCCACCCCUGCAUAUUGUGAGCUUCAUCUGAGGAUCGCCUUGCAAGCAGCGCAUUCUGCACCGGGGCAACAGCUCCUCCAGCAGAAGGGUCUGAGCAGGAUAUAUUCGAACACGAGAGCUCGAGCACUAGCACCGCGGCUUCCCGAAAUGGUGACAGGAAUGAGGAGCUUUUUGAUGACUGUGGCAGUCCUUCUCUUCACCGAGAAGGCGUUUCGUGUAGCGGAUGGGUGGUCGACUGCCCACGCGACAUUCUACGGCGGGAGUGACGCAUCUGGCACCAACAAUGGUGCAUGUGGCUACAGCAAUGUCUUCGCCCUCGGAUACGGGACGAUGACAGCGGCAUUGAGCGCGCCGCUCUUCAACGACGGGCUGUCGUGCGGAGCGUGCUUCCAAAUUCAGUGCUCGGGCGACGCGGCGUGCUACUCCAACUCCAUCACCGUCACCGCGACCAACCUCUGCCCUCAGGGCAGCUACGGAGGCUGGUGCGACUACCCGAACGCGCACUUCGAUCUAUCGCAGCCCGCGUUCUCUCAGCUCGCCCAGACCGUCGCAGGUCACGUCACUGUCAACUACCAGAGGGUGAACUGCAACAGGCAGGGAGGAGUGCGCUUCCAGAUCGAUGGCCACACUUACUUCAUGCAGACUCUGAUCUACAACGUCGGCGGCUCAGGCGACGUGGUGGCCGUCCAGGUCAAGGGCUCCAAGACCGGCUGGAUUAGCAUGACAAGAGGGUGGGGCCAGAAUUGGCAAACUGGCACGGUGCUUGACGGACAGGCGCUCUCCUUCUCCGUGAAGACCAGCGAUGGCAAGACAUUGUACCACAAUAAUGUCGCUGACUCUAACUGGAAGUACGGGCAAACAUUCGAAGGGGCUCAGUUCUAGGCUCUCGCAGCAGCAGCAGCAUCGCAUCCUGUAACAGUAUAAAAUCGAAUCAUCCAUUUCCAUGAAAAUCGAAACCGGACCGGUGGCAGGGUUUUUGUCUUCCAAACCUCUGAUAACAGACAAUCUGGGAGCUGUCACUACGACUGUGGAUAAUCCGGUGGCUUUGUAUUUCAGAAUGGUGCUCUCCGAUGCUGAGGUCCGGGCAAAGGCCGCCCACUCAGAGAGCCCAAUCAUACGACUAGGAAAGUCUCGAGAAGCUGAUAGUAUUACCUCAAACAGAGGGUGCAUUCAAGGUAUAAGGGGCUUAUGUGUAAUAGAUGUUGGAAUAGACGCUUUUGAAUAGUCUUUCUAACUGUGUAAUUUGUAUCCGCUGUGAGAAAAUGAGAGCGCUGAGAUGAGCGACCAUGCCAUCCGCCUCUCUCCAUAUUAGGAUAUCUUUGCUCGGAACACCCAAGUUAUUGUAUGGUUUACCGAUGAUAGUGAAAAUUUUACAUUACGACAUAUA